AUUUGUUGAGUAAAAUUUUGAUUUUAAAAAAUAACCUAUAAAACAUAUGUAAAUUAGUAUAAACCAUAUGUAAAUUAUUAUAAACCAUUUUAAAUUAUUAUAAAUCACUUGUAAAUUAUUAUAAUGUAUGGAAUCCGGUUAAUUUGGGGGAUAAUUCUCCUAUUUUGGAGUAUUAUACCCGUAUUAAGUGCCCCUGGAUCCCCUAAAAGAGGAAUAAUGAGCAAAAACCAAAUAAUGAAGAUGUUAGAUGAGUCUGUUAGGAGAAUAAUUGAUCCACCCAUGGAAGAAGAAUCUGAUAAGAAAGCAUUAACGAAGUACAUUUUUCUAACAAAAUCGCUCUCAGUAUGCAUGAGUAGAGGUAAAAUUACCAAAGGUGAACUGGUUUCUUGUAUCAACUCAAGUUUUACUGACCUUGAAAUUGUGCCUCCGCCACAACUAAUUCACUGCGUGGGCGAUUAUCUCAUUUGUACCGGUAAAACUUUCAUUAAAAGGAUGAAAAAAGGCCCAGAAGAUGAACACUUUUUAUCCUGUAUGGGAGAAUGUUUGCCGAAUCUGGUAUUAUGUAUAGUAAGAUCGGAGCCUCAGCCUGAAAGAUAUGAAGAAUUCUAAUUAGAAGAAGGUUAAAUCUAGUAGUGUGUACAAUAUCGAGUUUGUCUAGUGAAAUUAUAAAAUCUGUAAAUUUUUGUAAUUUGAAUUAAAUACCAUUUUCUUA
Molecule: messenger RNA, 712 nt
Organism: Theileria parva strain Muguga
Lineage: Eukaryota; Apicomplexa; Aconoidasida; Piroplasmida; Theileriidae
Product: putative integral membrane protein
Exons: 2
Coding region: 124-609 (161 amino acids)
Source: RefSeq, a predicted model, not a curated record